CUGAUUACAAACCAUUGUAGUAUCGCACCAGUGCCUUUGAAGGAAAGAACUGAUAAAAGGUUAUACCAAAUAUUCUUGAUUUGGUUCUCCGGAGAUACAAACAUCUUCACAAUGACUGCCGGCACCCUUGGCCCUGCUUUCUACGGUCUUGGGAUCAGGCAAUCAUUCCUUAUGAUCCUGGUAGUCGAUGUAAUCACAUGUGCAAUCCCAGCGUACUUUGCUGUAUUUGGACCUAAGCUCGGGAUGCGCGCUAUGGUACAAUCGCGUUUUGCCUGGGGUUACUACGGAGCGGUCAUACCGAGCACCUUGAACGUGAUCUCGUGUCAAGGUUAUCUCAUAGCGAACACGAUAAUAGGUGGUCAAACACUCGGGAGCGUAUCACCCCACGUUGGCUCAACUAUUGGCAUCAUCAUUAUUGCGCUCGUGACACUUCUCGUCGUUUUCAGUGGGUACCGGGUGGUGCAUUGUUAUGAAACGUUUGUGUGGAUUCCAAAUGUUAUAGCCUUUGUCAUCAUGCUGGCCAUCAGUGGAAAACACAUAAUCAUGACACCUUUGGCUAAUCCAUCGCCCAUCCCGCCAUCCGCUAUCAUGACAGCGGGUGCUUCGGUGGCGGCCACGAAUAUUAGCUGGGCAACUUUGACGCCUGAUUAUGGGGUUUAUCACGACGGAAAAGCCAGCUCCUGGAGGAUUUUCUUCUAUGCAUACCUUGGUCUACUGACAUCCAGCAUGCCCGUGCAUCUGCUUGGCGCGGCGCUCGCAGCCACUGCGUAUCACGUUCCUGCCUGGGAGGCAGGAUUAGGCAAUGGCAACAACAUAGGGGGUCUCAUAGCAGCCAUUCUAUCACCGGCCGGUGGAUUUGGCAAAUUUCUGCUCGUGUUAUUGGCCUUGAGUGCACCGAGCGUGUGUGCGCCGUCAAUGUAUACAGCAUGUACAAGCUUCGGGGCGAUAUCAAACGUGUCCGCGAGGAUUCCGAGAUUCCUACUAGCAAUCAUCUCAACAGUCAUCCUCAUGCCGAUUGCCAUUGUGGGAUCUUCCAGGUUCUACGCGACCUUCGUCGACAUCUUAGGCUUCGUUGGAUACUGGAACGCGCCGUUCUGCGCUAUCGUGCUGGCAGAACACUUCGUCUUCCGCAAGAACAGGUGGUCCUCGUACCAUGUCCUCGAUGCAUGGAACAAACCCGACCAUCCCAACCUGGCCAGAGGUUAUGCUGCCGUCUUCACAUUCGUUGUCGCCAUUGGGUUCAUCGUGGUAUGCAUGGAUCAAGCAUGGUGGGUUGGCCCUAUUGCUCGUGCUGGCACAGGCGACAUUGGGAUGUUAUGUGGCUUUACGCUGAGCAUCCCGUUGUUUGUGUGUGCGAGGUGGCUGGAGAGGGUAUGGAGCGGGGUUAAGCAUGUGGGAUGA
Molecule: messenger RNA, 1401 nt
Organism: Postia placenta MAD-698-R-SB12
Lineage: Eukaryota; Fungi; Basidiomycota; Agaricomycetes; Polyporales; Adustoporiaceae
Exons: 10
Biological process (GO): transmembrane transport
Cellular component (GO): plasma membrane
Molecular function (GO): transmembrane transporter activity
Source: RefSeq, a predicted model, not a curated record